This is a messenger RNA of Necator americanus (New World hookworm), 375 nucleotides long. RefSeq lists its product as uncharacterized. The record is from RefSeq and is a predicted model, not a curated record. The coding region runs from base 1 to 375 and encodes 124 amino acids. Lineage: Eukaryota; Metazoa; Nematoda; Chromadorea; Rhabditida; Ancylostomatidae. The transcript has a single exon.
AUGCGAAGAACAAUAGAUCAGUGUCCUGCCGAUAUCAUUCUAGCACCAUCAGGACACUCUUUGACCGAUCUCGAGUACGCUGACGAUGCUGUUAUAUUUGCGGAAAGCAGUACGAAACUUCAACAUGUUGUCAACCUUGUGUCGAAGCUGGCUGCACCCUAUGGACUACGUCUACGCCCUGAUAAAUGCAAGCAGAUGUGGAUCUCUUCGAGACCUCGAACGGGAAUUAGCGUGGACGGACAACCGAUAGAACUCGUCGAUGAGUUCUGUUACCUGGGCUGUACGCUGAAGAACAACAGCAGCUACGAGAGAGAUGUUCAGCAAAGAUGCGCUAAGACCACUUCUUCAUUUAACUCCUUAACAAAAUGCCUGUGA